AUGUCCGAAACUGUGGUUCUGGAGACGAGCCUCGGUGACGUGCAGUUCGAAUUGUACUGGGAUCACGCUCCUCGGGCACGCAUUCCAACUACAUGUAAAAACUUCGCCGAGCUUGCUAAGCGGGGCUACUACAAUGGCGUUGUCUUUCAUCGAAUCAUUCAGGACUUCAUGAUUCAAGGCGGCGAUCCGACUGGAACUGGUCGUGGUGGGACCAGCAUCUAUGGCCAAAAAUUCGAAGACGAAAUCAACUCCGAUCUUCGAUUCACAGGAGCGGGCAUUCUCGCCAUGGCCAACUCUGGCCCAAAUACUAACGGCUCUCAAUUUUUCAUCACUCUGGCCCCGACGCCUUACCUAGACAACAAACACACUAUAUUUGGUCGUGUAAGCUCCGGAAUGCGUGUUGUGCAGCGCCUUGGUGCUGUUGCAGUUGACAAUAACGAUAAGCCUCUUGAGGAGGUAAAAAUCCACAAGUCACGACUUGUUGUGUCAUAG
Mycena indigotica is the source of this 492-nucleotide messenger RNA. RefSeq lists its product as uncharacterized. NCBI's taxonomy places the organism in Eukaryota, Fungi, Basidiomycota, Agaricomycetes, Agaricales, Mycenaceae. The record is from RefSeq and is a predicted model, not a curated record. The transcript is spliced from 6 exons. Gene Ontology annotation, molecular function: peptidyl-prolyl cis-trans isomerase activity. Gene Ontology annotation, cellular component: catalytic step 2 spliceosome. The coding region runs from base 1 to 492 and encodes 163 amino acids. Gene Ontology annotation, biological process: protein peptidyl-prolyl isomerization; protein folding.